Messenger RNA from Choloepus didactylus (southern two-toed sloth), 4276 nucleotides. RefSeq names its product MYB binding protein 1a (gene MYBBP1A). Gene Ontology annotation, biological process: regulation of DNA-templated transcription. The record is from RefSeq and is a predicted model, not a curated record. Gene Ontology annotation, cellular component: nucleolus. NCBI's taxonomy places the organism in Eukaryota, Metazoa, Chordata, Mammalia, Pilosa, Megalonychidae. The coding region runs from base 11 to 4186 and encodes 1391 amino acids. The transcript has 26 exons. Gene Ontology annotation, molecular function: transcription factor binding; RNA binding; sequence-specific DNA binding.
UUCAUGGAGCAUGGCGGAGAUGGAGACUCAGGACGUGGCCGAGCCUGUGUUCCCCGGGGAGAUGACGAAGAGCGGCGCCCGGCCGACCGAUCGCCAUGGCUUGCUGCAGCACAGCCGCGAGUUCUUGGAUUUCUUUUGGGACAUUGCGAAGCCGCAGCAGGAGACGCGGCUUGAGGCCACAGAGAAGCUGCUGGAGUAUCUGCGCACACGGCCAGAGGGAUCCGAGAUGAAAUACGCACUGAAGCGCCUAAUCACUGGGCUCGGGAUCAGCCGAGAAACCGCCCGGCCCUGCUACAGUCUGGCUCUGGCACAACUGUUACAGUCUUUCGAGGACAUCCCCCUGUGCAGCGUCCUACAGCAGAUUCAAGAAACACAUGACCUGCAGAAUGUGAAGAAAGCGCUGAUGAGACCCGCUCUCUUCGCAAACCUGUUUGGGGUGCUGGCACUCUUCCAGUCAGGCCGGCUGGUGAAGGACCAGGAGGCUCUGAUGAAGUCAGUGAAGCUGCUGCAGAUCCUAGCCCAGCACCACAACCAUUUGCAAGAGCAGCCCCAGAAGGCUCUCGUGGAUAUCCUCUCUGAGGUCCCAGAGGCCACGCUGAAGGAGAUUCUGCCAAAGGUGCUGAAGGCUGACUUGAAUGCGGUACUCAGCUCCCCCGAGCACCUGGAGCUCUUCCUCUUGGCCCAGCAGAAGGUGCCUGCGAAGCUUGAGAAGCUUCUGGGACCAGUCAACCUGUUCUCAGAUGAGAAUCUUCCCAGGCUGGUGAACGUGCUGAAGGUAGCUGCCGCCUCUGUGAAGAAGGAGCACAAGCUGCCCACUGUGGCUCUGGACCUGCUCCGCCUGGCGCUCCAGGAGGGCCAGUUCCCACAGUUCUGGAAGGAGGUGGUGGAGCAAGGGUUGCUGAAGAAGCAGUUCUGGCCGGCCAGCUACCUGUGUUUCCGCCUGCUGGGCGCAGCCCUGCCCUUGCUGUCCAAGGAGCAGCUACAGCUGGUGAUGCGGGGAGACGUGAUCCGCCAAUACGGGGAGCACCUGAUCACAGCUAAGCUCCCAGACCGGUUCAAGUUUGCCCCGGAGAUGGACGAGUAUGUGGGCACCUUCCUGGCAGGCUGCAGGGACGACCCUGAGCAGCAGCUGGCCCUGCUGGUGGCCUUCUCAUCCCUCACCAACCAAGGCCACCCGGUCGUGCCCACCUUCUGGCGGGUUGUGCGGUUACUGAGCCCCCGCGCCCUCGUGGACUACGUGGCCUGGCUGCGGAACAUGUUCCUCCAGCCCGACCUGGACUCCUUGGUCGACUUCAGCACCCACAACCAGAAGAAAAGCCAGGACGUCUCACUACAUGUUCCUGAGCGAUCUGUGUUCCGGCUUCGGAAGUGGAUCAUCCUCCGCCUGGUCAGCAUCGUGGAGGACUCUCAGGUGGAGAAGGAGGAGGCCUUGAUCGAGGAGGUGGCCAGGUUCUGUUUGUUCCACUCAUUCUUUGAAACAAAGAAGCCCACAUCCCAAAUCCCAGAGACUGGGCAGCGGCUCUCCUUCCCUUUGGACAGCCGGGCACGAGAGGUCGUCAGCAAUGCUUUCUUCAGUCUGCUGCAGGUACUUGGCAUGCCCUCCAGGCAGGCACCAGCCCAGACCCAGGACGGGAAGCCCUGGUCCCACCGCCUGGUACAGUUUGCCGGCGCGCUGCUGAACCACGGCCGCAAUGUGACCGCCGUGACAGCCUUCACCCCACAGCAGCGCCUGGCCUGGGACCGGAUGCUGCAGACUCUGAAGGAACUGGAGGCCCAAUCCUCGGACGUCAAGGUCACUGCCUUCCAGCACCUGCUGCUCCUGGUGGGAAUCCACCUUUUCAAGUUCCCUGCAGAGAGCUGUGACCUUCUGGGCGACAUCCAGACUUGCAUCCAGAGGAGCCUGGAGGGGAAAACUCGCCGGACCCGCUCCAAGGCCAUCAGCUCCCAGGAACCCCCGUGGGUGGAAGUGCUGGUGGAGGUCCUGCUGGCCCUGCUGGCCCAGCCUAGCCACCUGAUGCGCCAGGUGGCGCGGAGCGUGUUUGGCCACAUCUGCUCUCACCUGACUCCACAGGCCCUGCAGCUAAUCCUGGAUGUGCUGAACCCUGAGAAGAGCCAGGACGAGGACGACAACGUGGUGGUAACAGAUGAUUCUGAUGAGAAGGAGCUGGAGAACGCAGAGGGCCAGAGCCCAGGCGCUUCAGACGGUGAGGACAAGGAGGAGGAGGAGAAGGAGGAGAGGGAGAGCAGUGAGGGGAGCGACCAGGACGAGGAGAGUGACGAGGAGGCCCGCGAUGGGGACGUGGACCAGGGCUUCCGGGAGCGGCUGAUGGAAGUGCUGCAGGCAGGGAAGGCACUGGGUGGGGUGGACAGCGAGGAGGAAGAGGAGGAGCUGGGAGAUGAGGCCAUGAUGGCCCUGGACCAGAACCUCGCCAGCCUCUUCGCCGAGCAGAAGCUGCGCAUCCAGGCCCGGAAAGACGAGAAGAACAAGCUGCAGAGGGAGAAGGUGCUGCGGCGGGACUUCCAGAUCAGGGUGCUGGACCUGAUCGAGGUGCUGGUGACAAGGCAGCCCGAGCACCCACUGGUCCUGGAGCUGCUCGAGCCGCUGCUGACCAUCAUUCGCCGCAGCAUGCGCACCAGCAGCACCAAGCAGGAGCAGGACCUCCUCCACAAGACUGCCCGCAUCUUCACGCACCACCUGUGCCGCGCCCGGCAUUACUGCCGGGACUUGGGCAGCCAGGUGGAGAUGCUGCACGCCCAGGUGGAGCGGCUGGUGCAGCAGGCCGGCCACCAGGCAGACUCCUCCAUCGCCCUCUACCACUUCAACGCAUCCCUCUACCUGCUCCGCGUCUUGAAGGGCAACACUGCUGACAGCUUGACCCUCAAGACCCCAAAGAAACAGAAGGCCGGCGGUGGCACCAGCUCCAAGCCCAACGGUCCAGAGACUACCAGCUGCUUGGACUUGAACCUCAUGACCCCUGUGUACUCAUCAGCUCUGAGCUCCUUCCUGACCAAGCGCAACAGCCCACUCACUGUGCCCAUGUUCCUGAGCCUCUUCACCCGGCACCCGGUACUGUGUAAGAACCUGCUUCCCGUCAUGGUCCAGCACAUGACAGGCCCAGCGCGGCCCCGCCAGCAGGCCCAGGCCUGCCUGCUGCUACAGAAGGCCUUGUCCAUGCGGGAGGUGAGGCUGUGCUUUGAGGACCCUGAAUGGGAAAAGCUGAUUGGCCAGGUCCUGCCAGAGGUCACCGAGAACUUGCAGACACUGGGGAAGGCUCAGGCCAAGUCGGAGCAGCAGAAGGAGCUGUCCUCCUUGGAGCUACUCAUCACACUUCUCAGGGCUGUGCAUCGCCAGCAUCUGACCGUGGACCUGACCACUGUGCUGGGCACGCUGCGGGGCCUCCAGUCCAGCCUGCAGCAGAGCCUGCAGCAGGGGGAGCACUCGGCCGGCUCCAGCCGCCUCUACGACCUCUACUGGCAGGCCCUGAAUCUCCUGGGAGUCCGGCGCCCCAAGUCAGAGAAGAAAGAGGCGAAGGAAAUCCCCAGUGCCCCCCAGAACCCCAUUAGCAUGAAGCGGAAGAAGAAGGGGUUCCUGCCAGAGACCAAGAAACGCAAGAAGCGCAAGCCGGAGGAAAGCACAGAGCCAGAAGCUAGGCCCGCAGCCCCCAGUGGGGAGCAGCCCCCCAGCUCGGGCAAGAGGAAGAGGAGGAAGAGGACAAAGUCCAAGGUCCCAGCCCAAUCCCAGGUGAAUGGGGGGCCUGCUGCCAAGACCCCUGCCACCGACACCCCCACCACAGGCCCCAGCACCCCAGCCAUCCCCGCCUCAGGCCCCAGCAUCCUGGCCAUCCCUGCCACGGGCCCCAGCACCCUGGCCAUCUCUGCCACGGGCCCCAGCACCCCAGCCACCCCCGCCACCAGCCCCAGCACCCCUGCUAAGACCCCCAAGCUUCGGAAGAAACAGCAGAAGCAGUCCCAGGUGAAUGGCGCCACGCCUGCAGCCACCAAGGAGCCUACUGAUAAAAAGCAGGGUCAGGAGCAUCUUCCCAGAAAGGGGAGCUUGGGCAAGUCACCCCAGUCCACCCUACCACAGAAAAGGUCAAGGCUGUCUUUGGCCAACGGGAGCCCCAGCCCCCUUCAGAGUAGGGCCAAGAAAAAAAAAGCACAGGUGGAAAAGGGGCAAAAGCCCUGAACGCAGGCCCUGCACCUCAGCCCCCACCUCCGUCAACCCUAGAGACUCCUAUUUUUUCACCAUAAUUUUAAUAAACAAGCUGCCAUCUAA